AUGUCUCCAAUCAUCCUGAUGCCCGUCAAAGUGCCCGUCAAAGUGCCCGUCAAAGUGCCCGUCAAAGUGCCCGUCAAAGUGCCCGUCAAAGUGCCCGUCAAAGUGCCCGUCAAAGUGCCCGUCAAAGUGCCCGUCAAAGUGCCCGUCAAAGUGCCCGUCAAAGUGCCCGUCAAAGUGCCCGUCAAAGUGCCCGUCAAAGUGCCCGUCAAAGUGCCCGUCAAAGUGCCCGUCAAAGUGCCCGUCAAAGUGCCCGUCAAAGUGCCCGUCAAAGUGCCCGUCAAAGUGCCCGUCAAAGUGCCCGUCAAAGUGCCCGUCAAAGUGCCCGUCAAAGUGCCCGUCAAAGUGCCCGUCAAAGUGCCCGUCAAAGUGCCCGUCAAAGUGCCCGUCAAAGUGCCCGUCAAAGUGCCCGUCAAAGUGCCCGUCAAAGUGCCCGUCAAAGUGCCCGUCAAAGUGCCCGUCAAAGUGCCCGUCAAAGUGCCCGUCAAAGUGCCCGUCAAAGUGCCCGUCAAAGUGCCCGUCAAAGUGCCCGUCAAAGUGCCCGUCAAAGUGCCCGUCAAAGUGCCCGUCAAAGUGCCCGUCAAAGUGCCCGUCAAAGUGCCCGUCAAAGUGCCCGUCAAAGUGCCCGUCAAAGUGCCCGUCAAAGUGCCCGUCAAAGUGCCCGUCAAAGUGCCCGUCAAAGUGCCCGUCAAAGUGCCCGUCAAAGUGCCCGUCAAAGUGCCCGUCAAAGUGCCCGUCAAAGUGCCCGUCAAAGUGCCCAUCAAAGUGCCCAUCAAAGUGCCCAUCAAAACCUGCCUAUUACCUGAACUACGUCGCCCCACCUACCGGUAG
Molecule: messenger RNA, 828 nt
Organism: Schistocerca americana (American grasshopper)
Lineage: Eukaryota; Metazoa; Arthropoda; Insecta; Orthoptera; Acrididae
Product: non-classical arabinogalactan protein 31-like
Exons: 3
Coding region: 1-828 (275 amino acids)
Source: RefSeq, a predicted model, not a curated record